AACCCAGGGUCUGCAGGCAGUCGUAAAACCUACUUCACCGCGAAGGGAGGUUUAAGAUAGAUCUUCUAAAAACUUAUACGAAAGUGAAGUCUUAAGAUACCCUCGUCUGGGUAAGGAGGCCGAAUAUCGAGGGGCACUUCUUAUUAGAAACCUAAUAAUCGGGCUCAACGAACCGCGUGUGAGAUCGGACAGAUUUUGUAAACCGCUGGACUUUUUCAGCCCAAAUGCGGAUGCGUUAUGCUAACGACAGACUCGGGGAUUUCGCCAAGAUGAGACGCAAGAAUACGAAAAGUCUAUUUUUGUUUUUUGAUGAACAUGCACUGAAAGCUGGAUGUGUCGUAGUAUAACGUGUUAUAUCAUCGCAGAACUUAAUUUAAUCGCGUAUUCAGCCAACAACGAGAACAUAAUUUAGUUAAGCUAAGCUAAGAUAGCUACUUAGCCAGCUAAGUGGCGGGUAUCGUUUUUUAACCUAACCGUGCCAUGAAAAUGAAGUUCCGCAGGAACUUGUGGCUUUAGACUACUCAGAGUUCGGCCAUCCCGGGUUUUAGGCACUGUUGACCACGCUUAUUAUUAUUUUUUUAAAUGUAGUCGAUUAGUCGGUUUUACAUGUGCUGACACUCGAGUUUGUUAGCUAGCAAGCAAACGGCAGCUCGCGGCGGCUCGGUCGCUGUAAGGCUGAAGCUCGCGGAGCGUCGCGCUUGCUGUCUCGCGGUCUCGCUCGCUUGCCUGCCAGUUUCCUUUUUCAGCGCGCCCUCCUCUUCCUCAGGUAGCCGCGCAGCAGUCAUUUAAACCCAUACCUGUAGCUAGUUUGGUACCAUUUUGUGGAAAAGACUUUGCAAAACUGUUACUGCAAAAUAUUGUACAUUUAGGUACUAGGGUGUCAGGGCAAGACGGAUUUCCAGCUCGUGUGGUCGCUGAUUUUAACCGGUCACCUCAGGGAACGACACCGUGUGGUAAACGAGCAGCGAGUUUGUCUGUCCACUGUCACCAGUUAAUUCGGUUUUUAGUGGCAACACCGUCCUUUUCACAGUCAAGAAAAUGGAGAAUUGGUAGCCGGUUUGCUAUUGUAGAUGUUUUAGAUGAAACGGCUAAUUAGUCCGAUUUGGGGAAAGUUUAGUUGGUGACUGCUGAAUACUCAACUCGCUCGUCUCUCAGGAUAUAGUUAAGCAGGUCGUUUCGCAUCGAUGGCCGAUAUCGUUAUGCUUACUAGAUCUGGUUGGUAGCCCACAGAAAUCGACCAUUCGCUUCAUUUUUUCCAGAGAUGUGCUCCAGGCGGUAAGAGAACAGUUACUGGUAGGUUGGCUGAUAAAUUUGUGUCUUUAAAAAAUCGCUGGAAAAUAUUUCUAAAUUAUCUUGGCUCGUAGUGGUCGUUCGUUUAUAUUUUCCAAGUCCCUGUAACGAGCUGGCUUGCUCUUAAUUCUAAUCACGGGACUUCACACGGAUUUUAUUUCGUCUGUCAAAUUUCAAUUUAUUGUGCGUUAUUUUGCACAUCUGUUUGAUUUUUUAUGAGGAGAGCCGGACGUUAAUGGAGGGCUAGCUGAUGCUGAGUUUAUGACGGUUACUUCGGCUAACUAACAGGAUAUUCAUGUGUGAAUGUACGUUUGCCCACUUAGCUGGAUUCUGACAGUCAUAACCAGCAGGUGGGUCCUCGAAAUUAGCUCACUGAACGGAGGUAGGGAGCCAAGCAGAAAAUAAUCCAAUCAAUAUUUCUACCCUCAUAUCCAGCUACAAUCGGUUAUGAAAUUUACUCUCGUGUUCAUGCUGGCUACAGUUUUUAUUCUUGAAAAGAAGCCGAUAACCAGCCGCCGCUGGCCGUAGAUACGCGGUUUCGUCUUCGUAACUGUAAAUCUUGGUUUAUCACGAUGGCUGUUUUUUGAGAUUUGAAAAUCGAGAGGAAGAAGGCUCGACUGGAUGCUCGCCCCAGACUCCCGCAUCGCCGCCGUUGUGCUGUUUUUGUGUUGAUUCCUCUGUCUCCGCCUGUCCGGACCUUCCCGCUGGUUCUAUAUCGGCUCGGUCGACCCGGGGCUGAAGAUGGCGGACCUAGAGGCAGUGCUCGCCGAUGUCAGCUAUUUGAUGGCGAUGGAGAAGAGUAAAUCUACUCCAGCGGCCCGGGCGAGCAAGAAAAUCAUCCUUCCUGAACCCAGUAUUCGGAGUGUAAUGCAGAAGUAUUUGGAAGAGAGAGAUGAGCUCACCUUUGACAAAAUCUUCAACCAGAAGAUUGGGUUCCUCCUGUUCAAGGAUUACUGCAUGAAUGAGAUCGACGAGGCAGUUCCCCAGCUGAAGUUCUACGAAGAGAUUAAAGAGUACGAGAAGCUGGACUCGGAGGAGGAGAGACUGAGUCGCAGCCGGCAGAUUUAUGACGGCUACAUAAUGAAGGAGCUUCUGUCGUGUUCACACCCCUUCUCUAAAAAUGCGGUGGACCAUGUCCAAUCUCAUCUGGCUAAGAAACAGGUGCCUCCAACCCUUUUUCAGCCAUACAUUGUGGAAAUCUGUGACAGUCUGCGGGGGAAGAUCUUUCAAAAAUUUAUCGAAAGCGAUAAGUUCACUCGUUUUUGCCAGUGGAAGAAUGUGGAGUUGAAUAUCCAUUUAACCAUGAACGACUUCAGCGUCCAUCGGAUCAUCGGCCGAGGCGGCUUUGGCGAGGUGUACGGCUGCAGAAAGGCAGACACGGGCAAAAUGUACGCCAUGAAGUGUCUGGACAAGAAACGUAUUAAAAUGAAGCAGGGCGAGACCCUGGCGCUCAACGAGAGGAUUAUGCUGUCCCUGGUCAGCACCGGGGACUGUCCGUUUAUUGUGUGUAUGACCUAUGCCUUCCACACCCCUGAUAAGCUCUGUUUUAUCCUGGAUCUGAUGAAUGGCGGAGACCUCCACUAUCAUCUGUCCCAGCAUGGAGUCUUCAGUGAGAAAGAAAUGCGCUUUUAUGCAGCGGAAAUUAUCUUGGGCUUGGAGCACAUGCACAAUCGAUUUGUUGUGUACAGAGACCUGAAGCCUGCAAACAUCCUCUUAGAUGAGCACGGCCACGUCCGCAUCUCGGACCUGGGCUUGGCUUGUGACUUCUCCAAGAAAAAACCACAUGCCAGCGUGGGGACCCAUGGCUACAUGGCACCGGAGGUCCUGCAGAAGGGAACCGCGUACGACAGCAGCGCUGACUGGUUCUCCCUCGGCUGCAUGCUGUUCAAACUUCUGCGCGGACACAGUCCAUUCCGGCAGCACAAGACCAAAGAUAAACACGAGAUUGACCGUAUGACUCUCACUAUGAAUGUGGAGUUGCCAGACUCGUUCUCUCCAGAGCUGAAGGCUCUUUUGGAAGGUCUGUUACAGCGAGACGUGGCCAAGAGGCUUGGUUGCCAGGGCAGCGGCGCUUCAGAGGUGAAGGAACAUUUGUUCUUCAAAGGAAUCGACUGGCAGCAGGUCUAUCUCCAGAAGUAUUCGCCGCCUCUCAUCCCACCCCGGGGAGAGGUCAAUGCAGCCGACGCCUUUGACAUUGGCUCCUUCGACGAGGAGGACACCAAAGGCAUAAAGCUGCUAGACAGUGACCAGGAGCUGUAUAAGAACUUCCCCCUGGUGAUCUCGGAGCGCUGGCAGCAGGAGGUGGCAGAGACGGUGUACGAGGCUGUGAACAAUGACACCGACAAGAAUGAGCUGAGGAAGAGAGCCAAGAACAAACAGCAGGGUCAUGAGGAGGACUACGCGCUGGGGAAGGACUGUAUCAUGCACGGCUACAUGCUGAAGCUGGGGAACCCCUUCCUGACGCAGUGGCAGCGCCGAUACUUCUACCUAUUCCCCAACCGUGUGGAGUGGAGAGGGGAGGGCGAGUCCAGGCAAAACCUUUUGACGAUGGAGCAGAUCGUGACGGUGGAGGAGACACAGAUCAAAGACAAGAAGUGCAUCCUGCUCCGGAUUAAAGGAGGGAAGCAGUUUGUCCUGCAAUGCGAGAGCGACCCAGAGUUUGUGCAGUGGAAGAAGGAGUUGACGGAGGCAUUCACCGAGGCCCAGAAACUGCUGCGCCGCGCCCCCAAAGUCAUUGGGAAGAGCCGAGGCGGCGUGGUGGAGCUGUCCAAGCCGCCACUCUCACACCGCAACAGCAACGGGCUGUGAGGCUCCGCCCCGCAUUGCCCGGCCUCCGUCCAGAAACUCUCUUUCGCACAUGCACAGAGUUGCAUUCUCUCUCUCUCUCUCUCUCUCUCAUACUUACUUACGUGUACACACACACACACACACACACACACACACACACACACAUGCACACAGUUGUUUCCACCUCACUUCCCCCAACCACGACCACGAACCUGUUCAGUUAUAUAAACGUGAACCUCCACAGGGUCUGUCUGGAGAGUUCUGCUGGACCACACGCCCGCUGCACCUGCACUGUCUCUCACAUACAUACUUGCAACUUGACACGUCAGGGUGACUGUCACUCCAUGUUAAAGAACCGAUGAUGUCACUGCUGAGCUUAUAUGUUGACUAGAACGAACACACGUGGGACAGGAUGUCUGCUUUUCUGCCUUUUGUAUAGACAUCCUCCUCCUCUCCUCUCCCCUCCUCUCCCCUACCUGUGAAGCUCCUCCUGCUCCAGUACUUUCCCCCAGGCAGGGCCUGGCAGUAGUUCGACCCCGGUCAGGCACACGAGGACCCACGCAUGUCGUGUCUGUGUCCUGUGUCCUGAACCAUUCUUCCCUCUCCUGUGAACACAUGGGCUGGAGUGACAGCGAACAAGACAAGUUCUCGAUGUAAAUACAGAGCAGGUGAUGGACGUCCUGACAUACAGGCGUGGUGAGCUGUGGUAGGAUAGUGUCAAUACCUCCACAGUGGACAACAUCUUUGUCUGCCUUUGGUUCUCAUUCAGAGUUGAAUUGAGUUAAGAAAAGGAGAUCAAAUGAAAACAUCUGGCGAAAUGGCUUUUAAGAUGCCACGUCAGUUAUCUUGUCGUGGCCCUUUUAAAAUAGCGAAGGCUGCUCUAAGUGGCCCAUUCAUUAAACAUACACUGUCUGUCUCAUUCUUUCUAUAUUGCUGACUCACAGCACAGCUGUAUCGAACUAGUCUUGGAGGUUUUGUUGUCCAAAAAUGGAUCCUACAAAUGGAUACUAAUGAGUGGUUUGUGGUGGUCACCCCCCCCCCAGACUGACUCCUCCCUUUUCAUGUAACGGGGGUGGUCUGCACUGAGGAGAAGCAGAGAUUUGACUCGUCAGUGGUUGUACUCUUCCAGGAGUGUGAUUGAUUUAGGUAUUCAGGCCCUUUAGAGACCAAAUUUGCAUCGCUGUGUGUGUGUGUGACAUGUGACCAGUUUCUUAAAGGCAGAUUACCCGUGCAGGUGUCUGUACGAGGCAUUCCCUUAUUUCUAGACUUUUGUUUGAUUUUUUUUUUUUUUUUUUUUUGAUUUUUUUUUCUGGAGAGAUUUGCUGCUUAAUAAUAGGAAUGAAAUGGUGGAAUAUUGGCCACACAUUCUUCCCCUCCUGCCCUCGGAACCGGUCCUACGACCCAACCCUACAUCCUGAAGUGCAAAAAGUGCCAAUAAAAAAAAAACGUAUAAGACACACAAGAAUCUUCACAGGACACCUGCACCACUCUGGACUCUCCCCCCUGAACGGAGCAGCUCAGGUGUGUGAGGGCACUAAUGCCCUGCAGGACGCCAUACUCCAGCACCUCCUCUAGGAAGGGACUUCACACACAGGCUCCCUUAAAGACACUGAUGUGCAUGUGGUCAUGUGAGCGAUGGGGAUGAGCAGUGCAGGAGUCCUGAUCUUGACUGUAUAUAAGAACCAAUCCUUUCUCUGUGCAUCUACAGUAUAAUCUUCUUGAAAAAUGGUUGCAUAUAUGGGGAUUUAUGUCUGCCUGUCUGUGUUUGUCCCUGUGUCUCGCCUGGGUGGGGUGGGUUUGAGAUGACCGCUUUCACUCGGUCAGCAUGCAUACCUCAGGAUGAGACAAAUACAUCUGUGUGGAAGACCUAAAGGAGGAGCAAGGCACAGGGAUCCCAUCCCAGUGUCUCACCACAGACAGCUGUACACCUGAUGCCCCGCAUGUUUGUGUUGCCAUGAUCCAUCUGACGGCAGACAGACUGUUAAAGACAGAUGUGUUUGUGUCCUACACUGAGUGCGAUCACACAGGUGAUGAGAAUGAGCUACAUAGAUGCUAGGGGGAAAACAACUUAAAAUCAUUUGUUGUAAUGCUUGAUUUCAGUAUAGUUUUAAUUUUUAUAUUAUUUUGAAUGUGAGAAAAUGCAGAUUUCUAUAGAUGACUUAUUUUUGAAGUAUAUGUGCUUUUUUUGUCUGCCAGAAAAAAAGCACAGCAAAAAGUCAUAAAAACAGUUUGGAAAGGGAGUUUAGCUUCUUUUUUCUGUUUGUAAAUUUCAGGUUUCUCCAUGCAGCAAUUUUUUUAGAGUGGUUCUUGUCCAUGCAUUUCGAGAAGCAGCUUUGAUUUGCAUGUGACCCUCGGUUUUUGCAAAAAUGUGCAGGUUUUGGGGUUGAUCAGUUUUUGUAGCCUUUAAGUGUUUGGGAGGUGCCAUCAUGGAGGAAGUGGUUUUAUAGCCCUUCGCGGGUUUAUUUUGAAACCAAAUUCGUUUGGAUAUUUCAUUAAUAUCACUCCACUUUUGAUGACCAGAUUUCACUAGCUGACAGAAGUGUGCCAAACAACUAUAAAAGAACCAAUGAAGAACUUUAACUGCAUGAUCCUCACAGACCACAACUCACUGUCUCCAUUCCCAGUGUCUCAAGGCCCAAACUGGGAACCUUAUACAGGUGAACGAAGGUGACUGGAGGAAGGGUACAAAGUUGAUGACCAAAUGUAGGUCAUCCAGUGGGCGGAGACAUGGCUAGCUUCCAGUCAACCAGCAAUCACUGGUACCUUCAAAUUUUUACCAACUUGCCCAGUUUUCAAAGAUGGUGGCACCUCCAGCAAUCCCAAAUAUUCAUGUUUUAUUCAGGGGUUUUUAUAUUUUUAUUUUAAUGGUAGCGUUUCAUUCACUAUGUCAGUGCUUGCUUUCUUUCAAAUGCUUGUGUGUCUAAUCUGUAGAGGUGAAUUUGUCUGGCAAACAUGGAUUUCAAAUUUAAUGAGAAAAUAAUGACAGCAGUGAAUAGGAAAAAAUAAAAAUUAACAAAUGUGUAUAUGAAAUGACAUGAGUUAGGUUUAUUUAAAACAAUGUAGAAACAAAAGAUGGGACGGGAUUGGGUUUGAUGUAAGUUUCAAAUAUUUGUGGUGAAGAAUCAGCUCAGAUCUUGCACAUAAGUUUAGAUAGUGUACCUACAAGUUAGAGUCUUAUUUUUGUCUGUUAAUACAGGACUUUUGCUCUUUCAUAUUUAUUGUCUGGUUGGGGAGCCCCUCUGUGCUAACCAUGUAGGGUUCCUCUAGAGCACAGAUGUAGAAGAUUCCAGUUUACACUCCACCAGAUGCUCCUCUUUUUUUUUCCCCUUCUUGUUGUUGUUGUCACAAACGCAAAUACUACUGUCUGGGGUUAUUGCAGUCAAAUAUUAUUAUUAUUAUUAUUAUUAUUAUUAUUGAUGCACCAAGAAUGAUUGAUUAUUUUUUCCUUCCCAGAGAAGCCUGGAACGAGUUGGGACUGCCCAUUAAAAACAAUUCAGAAAUAAAGAGCCUUUUUGUGUUG
This is a messenger RNA of Electrophorus electricus (electric eel), 7597 nucleotides long. RefSeq names its product G protein-coupled receptor kinase 3 (gene grk3). Lineage: Eukaryota; Metazoa; Chordata; Actinopteri; Gymnotiformes; Gymnotidae. Gene Ontology annotation, molecular function: G protein-coupled receptor kinase activity; G protein-coupled receptor binding; ATP binding. Gene Ontology annotation, biological process: protein phosphorylation; regulation of signal transduction; G protein-coupled receptor signaling pathway. The record is from RefSeq and is a predicted model, not a curated record.